Molecule: messenger RNA, 1179 nt
Organism: Lodderomyces orthopsilosis Co 90-125
Lineage: Eukaryota; Fungi; Ascomycota; Pichiomycetes; Serinales; Debaryomycetaceae
Exons: 1
Coding region: 1-1179 (392 amino acids)
Molecular function (GO): protein binding
Source: RefSeq, a predicted model, not a curated record
AUGGGGGGGAAUGAUUUAUCCUCAUUGCAAAAAUUACCUCCCACUUUAAAGCAAUUGACAUUAUCAGGACGCGGCUACUUCAAAUGUGGUGAAAUUUUCAGCAAGAUCCCAAUUGGAUUGAAUUAUUUGCACUUGUCGAACUGUGAUGCAAUGAGGUAUGCUGACACGGACUUUUCCAAAUUCAAGAAUUUAAAGCUACUCAAAUUAAGUGGCUGUGGAAUAGACAACUCAAUCGUCAACAACAUUCAAUUCCCCGACUCACUCGAAAAAUUGAAUUUAUCCGACAACACCAUUGAGUCUAUUGACAAAGUAAAAUUUCCACAGGGAAUUGUUAGUUUGUGCUUAGGUUGCAACCGCCUAAACCUUAUAGAAGGACACAAAUUUCCACAAACACUAAAAAAACUUGAUGUUUCCGGAAACAAAAUUAAGAGUGCUCGUCUUUUGAGGAAUGAACUUGAUGAAGAGCUUAAAAUUGAGAGUCUUUUUUUGGCUUCUGAUUCGCAUGGUUUAUCUUGUUGCGAGUUACCAACAAGAGUACAAACUUUACUCUUGGAUCAAUUCAAACCAUUUAAUGGCCAACGUAUUGGAGACAACUUGGUGAGCUCGCUGAUCAUGGAUUGCGAUAAUUUUCACUAUAUAAAUUUUGGAGCACAAUCGAAGCUAAGAUACUUAUCCAUGCACAAUUGCGACUUGGAGGGAUUUAAUAAAAGUUCUCUUCUGAGAUUAGAGGAAAUUGAAUUGUCCUUUAUGUCAAAAGUCCCUCAGGGGUUGGGCCAUUUGAAAAAGUUGCGAUAUUUUAUGCUUACUAAAAGUCCGAUUGAGCAUGCUGUUAUCAAUUUUUACUCCGACUCCUUAGAAGUGUUAGACCUUUCAUCAAACCGAAUAGAGAAUGUUCAAUUGACAUUCCCUGAUGGUAAUACUAACCUCAAACGACUCGAUUUGGGAGGAAAUUGUCUACAAGAUAUCUCUUUGGAAGACAUUGGACACACCAGUAAAAGCAAGUAUAGUGAUUUAUGCGAAUUAGGGUUAUAUGAUAAUAGAGAGUUGAGCAAUGAUCGGAUAACUGUUUUAAUACAACAAUUGAUAAUCAUGACAAAAUGUUUAUGGACGAAUGAGACCGUUAAAAUCUUUUACAAUCGUUAUGUAAAUAAUCAUUUGAUUAGGAAUACCAUAAAAUAA